AUUCGGGGAUUUGGGAGAAUGUUCCAUGAUGUUCCACAGCUUUAUCCCUCUCCCUGACCUGAAUCGAGCUGUAAUUCCUCUUGUAGAUGGUCCUGGAGAUGUUACCAUUGUUCGCAAUGAGCCACAGGGAGAGGUGAAGGAGGGAGACAAGGUUACCUUGACCUGUAACUCCAGGAGUAAUCCAGGAGCUCUCUACACCUGGUAUAAGGACAAUGUGAACACAGCAGCUAACAAGGGGACAGGGAACAUCCUGACCAUUCGCUCCAUUACCCCAACGGAAUCUGGAGAUUAUUACUGCAAAGCGGAAAAUGUUAUUGGAAGACAAACUUCAAAGAGCUUCAGGAUCGAGGUGCUCUAUGCCCCUCGGAACAUGAAGGUGUCGGUCUCUCCAUCGGACAGUGCGAUACACGAAGGUGACACUGUCACCCUGAGCUGCACCAGCGACAGCAACCCCCCAACCAGCUGGUACAAGUGGGAACGGAGACAGGGAGAGGAGACUGAGCCUCUGGAAUCAUCUGAGAGAGACCUGACCUUGUACAGAAUCACUCACAAACAGGAGGGUGUGUACUCCUGUGAGGCGGGAAACACGGUCGGUGUGAACAGGUCGGAGGGUCGCAGGAUAGAGGUUGUGAGUAAGUAAGCAGCCCU
Chiloscyllium plagiosum (whitespotted bambooshark) is the source of this 648-nucleotide messenger RNA. The record is from RefSeq and is a predicted model, not a curated record. Lineage: Eukaryota; Metazoa; Chordata; Chondrichthyes; Orectolobiformes; Hemiscylliidae.